Humulus lupulus (European hop) is the source of this 2126-nucleotide messenger RNA. Its product is annotated as calcium and calcium/calmodulin-dependent serine/threonine-protein kinase-like. The record is from RefSeq and is a predicted model, not a curated record. Bases 332 to 1909 code for a protein of 525 amino acids. The transcript has 7 exons. NCBI's taxonomy places the organism in Eukaryota, Viridiplantae, Streptophyta, Magnoliopsida, Rosales, Cannabaceae. Gene Ontology annotation, biological process: protein autophosphorylation; intracellular signal transduction; peptidyl-serine phosphorylation. Gene Ontology annotation, cellular component: cytoplasm; nucleus. Gene Ontology annotation, molecular function: ATP binding; calcium-dependent protein serine/threonine kinase activity; calmodulin binding.
CAGAUGAAGAGAAUCAAGCCAACUGCCACGCGCAUAUGAACAUAGAGAGAAACAAAAAAAUUAUCUUAACAAUAUGCCUCAGUUGACUCUCUCCUUGUCUCUUCUCCCUCAACUCAUACUCCAUACUAGUUUUAUUCUCUCCUUCCCAUGUACAUCCUUAAUUUAAUUAAUUAACAAUUCGUUACCAACUAUACAAACCUCAUUUCAUCAUCAAUACCUACCUGUCUCCUCCACUUUUUUCUUAAUUAAAUUAUCAUAUAAAUAAAGUGUUAUGUAUAUAUACAUUUCUGCAACUUUAUGAUCAUUGUUACCCAAAGAAGAUUCUCCAAAAAUGAGGAAAGAAGGGGGUAAAAUUACGGACCAAUACGAAAUCUCGGAGGUAUUAGGCCGAGGAGGAUUCUCAAUUGUGAGAAAAGGAACAAGAAAAUCAUCAAACGGUACUGAAGACAGUCAUGAUCAAGUCAACAAACGACAUGUAGCGAUCAAAACGCUGAGAAGGGUUGGGGGUGGGGGCAAUACCGUAAUUUCAAGCAGAGGAAUGAAACUGCAGAGCUCGAUGACCUCCGGAGCCGUGUCGGACGCGCUUCUGACGAACGAGAUCUUGGUGAUGCGGAGGAUCGUGGAGAACGUAUCGCCGCACGAGAACGUGAUUGAUCUGUACGACGUGUUCGAGGACACUCGAAUCGGCGCCGUUCACCUGGUCCUCGAGCUCUGCUCCGGCGGAGAGCUCUUCGACAGGAUUGUCCGCCAGGAGACCGUCUACUCGGAGGUCGACGCCGCCACCGUCGUUAGGCAGAUCUCAGCGGGGCUGGCGGCGCUCCACCGGGCCAACAUCGUGCACCGAGAUCUGAAGCCGGAAAACUGCCUUUUCCUGGACGAGAGUCCUAAUUCACCAUUGAAGAUUAUGGAUUUUGGAUUGAGUUCAGUGGAGGAGUUCACUGACCCAGUUGUGGGGCUGUUCGGCUCCAUUGAUUACGUCUCACCGGAAGCUCUAUCUCAGGGGAAUAUUACUCCCAAAACUGAUAUGUGGUCUCUUGGUGUCAUCUUGUAUAUUCUGCUUUCCGGGUAUCCACCUUUCAUUGCUCAAUCAAACCGGCAAAAACAACAAAUGAUUCUAGCUGGAGAUUUCAGCUUCUAUGAGAAGACUUGGAAAAACAUAUCUUCUUCAGCAAAGCUAUUAAUCAAGAGUCUCCUUACCGUUGAUCCGGAAAAGAGGCCCAGUGCUUUAGAGCUACUGGAUCAUCCAUGGGUGAGAGGUGAUUUGGCGAAGGAGGAUCAAAUGGAUGGUGAAGUUGUAACAAGACUGCAGAGCUUCAAUGCCCGACGCAAGUUUCGCGCUGCCGCCAUAGCCAGUGUCUUGAGUAGCUCCAUUUUCUUAAGGACUAAACAACUCAAAUCCUUGUUGAAAUCCCAUGACCUUUCUCAAGAUGAGAUUGAAAACCUCCGAAUUCAUUUCAAGAAAAUAUGCGCAAAUGGUGAUAAUGCCACUCUGUCUGAAUUCGAGGAGGUGUUAAAAGCCAUGAACAUGUCUUCACUAGUUCCUAUGGCAUCUCGCAUAUUCGACCUAUUCGAUGACAAUCGUGAUGGCACUGUUGACAUGCGAGAGAUACUCUGUGGCUUCUCCAGUCUCAAGAAAACCCAAGGUGAUGAAGCUCUUCACUUGUGCUUCCAGAUGUACGAUACAGAUCGAUCAGGAUGCAUCACUAAGGAAGAAGUUGCUUCCAUGCUCAGAGCCUUACCUGAUGAGUGUCUUCCAGCAGAUAUUACUGAACCUGGGAAACUGGAUGAGAUAUUUGAUGUCAUGGAUACCAAUAGUGAUGGAAAAGUUACAUUUGAGGAAUUUAAAGCUGCCAUGCAGAGGGAUAGCUCACUCAAAGAUGUUGUCCUCUCCUCUCUUCGUCCCCAAUAGAUUUCCCACUUGCAACUUUGAUGUGAUAACUCUACAAUGUUCUUCCUUUUCAUGUAUCGCCAUUAUGUAAGGAUAGCUGCUAUAGGCAUUAAUUAAACGACAAUGACGAAAGUAAAAUGACACUUCUAUAAGAGCAUUUUCCAAAUUAUUAGGAUAAAGCUUUCUCAUUCUUGUUUGAUGCCCAAUACAAAAUGUGAUAUAUUUCUAGCUAUUAUAU